GUAUGUGACACAUAGGAAACUAGAGCUGUCUUUGUCAUUUACAGUGGUUGUCUGUGAAGAUCUCUCACAAAUUAUAACAGCAGACCAUUAAAGCAAACCCCUAAAGGUUUUGGAUCUUUAUAUAGAGGAUGACUUUUUCUAUUGUGGUAUUAAUUGCAAAGGCAGGACAUUUAUCUGUGAUGGGUGACAAAUAGUUCUAUAAACCCUUCUGACAGACCUAUGCCUGCCACAGAGCUUUUAACAUUGAAGUUCUGGCUCGAAGCAGAUCACUAACAGCAGAUGAAGUGAAGGUUGAUUCUGGGACACAAGCUCUUCUCAAUGCUGUCCCCAAAGGAAAGAGGAAUGAGCAAAAUAUAUCUGCAUUCCCAAAAUAGCACAAGGCACUGUGAGCUGGCUGGACUGUAAAAAAAAGCACGAAAAGUAUCUUACAGGCAUUCUAUUCAGAUUUUAUUUUGUUCAGUGUCUUACCACAAGUCUUUCGCAGUCUGUGAUUCUGGUCAACAGCUUAGACCAAAGCUGCAGCUGCUACUAAGCUACUGUACGAUUAUGGUAUGGAAUGUGGGGAUAAAUACAAACCUGGGUUCAUGGGAGAAUGAUAGACUGCAUCUGUAACAUCAUGUUUUACACAAUGUCAUCAUGCUGGCAACAGUUCCUGGGUCUGACCCUGAUGGUUUUAAUUACAAGAUCAACAGUCAGCUGCCCAGCUCGAUGUGAAUGUGCUGCUCAAAUUAAAUCAGUAGUCUGCCACAGGAAGCGUCUGACAGCAAUUCCAGAAGGCAUUCCCAUAGAAACAAAAAUACUUGACCUAAGCAAAAAUAGACUGAGAUGCAUCAGUUCAGGGGAUCUGGCAACAUUUCCACUUCUGGAAGAAAUUGAUCUCAGUGAGAAUAUAAUCACAAAUGUUGAGCCUGGAGCUUUCAAUAAUUUGUUCAACCUGCGAUCCUUGCAGCUGCGCAGUAACCAGCUGAAACUGAUCCCGACCGGUGUUUUCACCAGACUUACCAACUUAACACGUCUGGAUCUUAGUGAAAACAAAAUUGUGAUUCUACUGGAUUAUAUGUUCCAGGACUUGAGGAAUUUGAAACAUUUAGAAGUUGGGGAUAAUGACCUUGUUUAUAUCUCACAGCGGGCCUUCAGCGGGUUAUUAGGCCUCCAACAGCUAACCAUUGAGAAAUGCAACCUGACCUCGAUUUCUGCAGAAUCCCUUUCCUAUCUCCAAAAUUUGAUCACACUUAGACUGCGUUAUCUUAGCAUCAGCUUUCUGGAAGAACAGAACUUUCGUAAACUGUACAACUUGAAAGAACUGGAGAUUGACUACUGGCCACUUCUUGAGACCAUUACUCCAACAACACUGUAUGGUCUGAACCUCACAUAUCUUUCCAUAACAAGCACAAACCUUUCUUCUGUACCAUCUGGAGCUUUCAGAAAUUUGGUCUAUCUCAAAAUGCUGAAUCUGUCUUAUAAUCCUAUAACCAUUAUUGAAUCUGGCUCAUUUCGUGAUUUAAUCCGACUUCAACAGUUGUACAUGGUUAGCACUAUGCUUACUACAAUAGAGCCGCAUGCUUUCCUUGGACUGAGGCAAUUAAAAGUGCUAAAUAUUUCCAACAAUUUCUUGGUUACGCUGGAAGAAAAUACUUUACAGUCUGUGAGCAGCUUGGCAGUCCUGCGCUUGGAUAAUAACCCUCUAUCCUGCGAUUGCCGCCUACUGUGGCUUUUGCAGAAGAGAAAGACACUUAGUUUUGAUGACAACCAGCCAGUUUGUGCUACCCCUGCAGAUAUUCAGGGCAGUGAGUUAAAAGACUUUGAGGACUCAGCCCUCCAUAACUAUUUUACAUGCCAAAAACCCAAAAUACGGGAUAGAAAACCUCAGCGUGUAACCGCUGGUGAAGGACAGACUGUCUAUUUUACUUGCCGAGCUGAUGGUGAACCAACUCCAGUUAUAAUGUGGGUCUCUCCUCAAAGGAGAAUGAUUACAAGUAAAAGUAAUGGCAGAAUAACAAUACUGCCUGGAGGCACUCUGGAGAUCCGAUUUGUGCAAGUCCAUGACAGCGGCACCCAUAUUUGCAUAGCUAGCAACGCUGGAGGAAAUGACACGUCUUUUGCAGUGCUGACUGUAAAAGGACAUCCUUUAGAUGGAGCCUUAUAUGCAAACAGGACAGCAUACUUAACAGAAUUCAAUGAUACUGCAUUCAACGACACACAGGUGUUCCUGAAGUUUACACUUGAUGUGAAAACCAUUCUGGUGUCCACCGCAAUGGGAUGUAUCACCUUUUUAGGGGUGGUGCUGUUCUGCUUUCUGCUUCUUUUUGUGUGGAGCAGAGGAAGAGGGCAUCACAAAAACAAUUUCUCAGUGGAAUACUCAUUUCGAAAGGUUGAUGGCCCAACAGUCAGUGGUGGGCAAGGAGGUGCAAGGAAGUUCAAUAUGAAAAUGAUUUGAAUCAACAGUUUAAAAACUCAAUGUAAUGGAUCCAAUAUAUAAACUAGGGGUUCGUUAAUUACACAUUUUCAUAGUCAAUAAGCUGAUUGAUCGUUUAUAUCAUACAAACUCCUGCUUAUCAUGUUAUAAUAAUAAGCAUAACCAAUAUUUUAUUAAUUAAUUUUCACCGAGGCUCAGAUAAGAGUUAAGAUUGCAUGCUGUAAAUAGUCUCCCGGUCCUUUGACUGGUACAGCCCAUCGUAAUGCAUCAUUACCUACUUAACUUGCUAAAAGUUUUUGACACAUCGGGAUAGAAAUUGGUUCAUUUCCAAGUUCAAGUGUCAACACAGUGGCAGCAAGGAUCACUACACUGAAACAGAAGCAACACGGGACCAGAAGAACUCACUCGUGAUUCUCCAGCUUCACAUUCAGUUAAGUACCUACCUUUAUAGCAGCGCCUCCAUAGUCUAUUUGACCACUGGUUUGGCCACUUUAAGGCACAUAAGAUCUGGAAACAGUUCACCUGCUCCAGUCAGGCCUACACCAAUUUAGCAAAGAAGCCUGAAACUUGUGUUAGGCCCCUUAUUUGCACAGGCAAUAAAUCUGACAUUUGCUUUAGGCAGAUGCCCCGAACAAUGAACCCCUAACCAAUGUGGCAACCAUCGCCAAACUUCUGUUUCACAGUCAAUAAAAAUUGGUGGAUUCUGGACUCGUUUCAAGCCCACAAAACAGGCAAAGUAACAUCCAAUUUUUCACUAUACAUUGCAAUCAGGUGUUUCACUAUUGGCAUUGACUAAGUAGAAGAAUUUUUCUUUGUGCCACAUGACAUAUAAUUGUCCAGCUAUGCAUUUAUUUUAUCAGUGACCCCAUCAACAAUUGGCUGAUAUGGUCUUUAAACUUCAGAUACGCAGAGUUUUAAUUUAGUAAUACAAUCAUCUAAUGAAGCAUGAAGCUGUGUCAAGCAAGUACUUAACCUUUGUUCUAAACAACUCAGCCAAUCAGUUAUAAAUGACUAUGAAAAUCUAUAAUUGUUUUCUGUGAGAAGUGGAAUAUUUAAAUCAUUAUUUAUUAUUGGAAACAUUGUUUGAAAACAUAUCUCAGAAAUUUCUGGGGAUUAUGUUGAUAAAUCAUUCCAUGGAUGGUAGUAUAUAAUCAAAUGCUGCCUGGAUUGUCAUCUGAAUUUGCAGCUCCUUGGCAGUCAAGCGGACAAUUACUCAGGUUGGCCCAUACUGUAUUAUUUUGUUGUUAUCAGAAACUGAGUUGGCUGUACAUUAUUUCUUUAUACAGGUUUGUUGAAGCAGCUUUGUAUUUUAAUUUAAAAAGAAAUUGACUUAUGAACAUUUUGUUUCAUAUAUAUGUGAGAAACAUGCUGUUUGGACUUGAUCUUUUACAUCAGAAUCACUUUUGCUUACAAGAAAAAUGGAAAAAAAAAUGCCUGCAGCGAUUGUUGUAACAUUGUUUUGCUGAAUGUUUUUAUUGUGUUUUGUAAAGGAUGUCCUUGCAAAGGUAUUAUUAUGCCAUUAGUAAUGAUCUGUUAAAUGUUACCGUAGUUUUCUGCAUUAUUUCACUCAAACUAAAAAAAGCUAAUCCCAAUUCAUCAAAAGACUCUAUUACUCAAGCAAUUAUGUGUACUUCUACAUCUUUUUAUAAUAAUUAUAAUAAACAACUUACAUAAUAUGAUAUGCUUUAAUAAGCAAAUAAAUUCAAAGCUCUACAGCCUUGUCUUCUGGCACUGUUAUAAUUUACUAUAAGAAAUAAGGGAUAUUUCAAAGGCAUUAAAUUAAUAAAGGCAAAUACUGUUGUUUGGAAUAGACAAAGGUGGAGCAUUUUCACAGGAGAAAAACAUCUUACUGCCUUGAUGAAGCUGAGUUGGUGGAAGUGUAGAUUCUGAGAGACCUGGGAUUUUGUGUACCUAGAUACAAUGCACAUGGUGCCUCACCAACUCUGCAAACCAGCCUAUUAUCAAGGUGUACUGUAGCCAGAUGACUUAAGGUAAAUUAUGACAAUAUGAAAAGAGGGUAGCAAGUUUUUUGUUCAAAACAAAUUAUGAAAUCUGAAAAUGAGGAAUCAAAAGAACAAUUGUAUUUUGCCCUUGAGAUAAUAAAAUGAGCUUGCACAUAUUUGAAAUAUUUUUUAAAAAUGGUUCUAUUCAUUCCAAAGUUACUUUCAGAUAACGCUGAAGAAAAAAUUAAAAUUACAAUCCAUUAAAGCAGCUUUCCACAAUGCUGUUGUGAACUGUACGAAUAUCAACUGAAUGAAUCACACAAAUAUCACAAAUUAAUUAACCAGUUUUAUACAUCAUAUAUGUGACUGCCAAUUGUUUGUAGUAUGAAUAAAUGUUGUAGCAAUGAGACCAUAACAUCACUCAAACCAAACAUUACUCAACCACAGAUAGUGCUUCCAAAUGGAAUGGCAAUAAUUUGUUUUAUUUCAAACCUUGUUCAAAAAAAAUGUAUAAAAUGUAACAGGAAAGUAUUUUUAAAAAAAAUAAACUACUUGUCACACAAACUGA
Carcharodon carcharias (great white shark) is the source of this 4927-nucleotide messenger RNA. Its product is annotated as leucine-rich repeat and immunoglobulin-like domain-containing nogo receptor-interacting protein 2. The coding region runs from base 593 to 2437 and encodes 614 amino acids. Lineage: Eukaryota; Metazoa; Chordata; Chondrichthyes; Lamniformes; Lamnidae. Gene Ontology annotation, molecular function: protein binding. The transcript has 2 exons. The record is from RefSeq and is a predicted model, not a curated record. Gene Ontology annotation, cellular component: extracellular matrix.